Molecule: messenger RNA, 1692 nt
Organism: Leptidea sinapis
Lineage: Eukaryota; Metazoa; Arthropoda; Insecta; Lepidoptera; Pieridae
Product: putative inorganic phosphate cotransporter
Exons: 8
Coding region: 111-1658 (515 amino acids)
Biological process (GO): monoatomic anion transport; transmembrane transport
Molecular function (GO): transmembrane transporter activity
Source: RefSeq, a predicted model, not a curated record
UGAUACUGGUUAAGUGACAAAUAUUUCCUCAAGUAUAUUUUGGGAUGAUUUCGAUGGUUCAAUGAUUCUGUCGUUCAUAAGAGUGAGCUGUGAAUUAUAGAGAACACGUUAUGACAUUGACGGGAUGGCGCCUUUUUUUAAACAAAGCAACGGUCAUACCACAGAGGUAUGUGAUUGGAAUUUUGGGUUUAUUCGCUCUGGCAAACGCAUACACAAUGCGAGUGUGUUUGAGUAUGACGAUAACACAAAUGGUAGCCCGUGUUGCAUCGGAAGAGAUUGUUGGCGACACCUGCCCAGAUGACGAAGACUAUCUGUUUAGAAGUAAUAUGAGAAAUGAGACUAUGGUUUAUACAGGCCGUGACCGUUACGAUUGGAAUGAAAGUACACAAGGGUUUCUGUUAAGUGCCUUUUAUUAUGGCUACGUUUUGACACACAUUCCUGGCGGGUUGCUAGCUGAAAAAUUUGGCGGCAAAUGGACAAUUGGUAUAAGUCUUCUAUGUACUUCUAUUGCUACAAUUUUAACGCCAUGGGCUGUUACUAUAGGAGGUGCUACGGGACUUUUCAUUAUAAGAAUGAUUGAAGGAGCUGGUGAGGGUCCAGUAACGCCAGGAUUCAUACUGUUAUUGGCAAGAUGGGUUCCACCAGCCGAAAGGUCUAGAUUUGGGGCUAUGAUAUUUGGUGGGGCACAAAUUGGAAAUAUCUUUGGGCCGUUUAUAUCUGGCUUACUUUUAGCUGAUGGUGGAGAUUGGGCGAAUGUGUUCUACGUAUUUGGGGGACUUGGUGUUAUCUGGUUUAUAUUUUGGGCGUUGCUAUGUUUCAACACACCAAAUAGUCACCCGUUUAUUUCGGAAAAAGAACGAAAUUAUCUUAAUGAGAACAUAGUUGCAUCAGGUCUACACAAAAAAUUGGAUCCAGUCCCCUUCAAGGCUCUUCUUCGCUCAGCACCUUUAUGGGCCCUUGUCUUCGCAGCUGUGGGUCAUGAUUGGGGCUAUUUCACAAUGAUAACAGAUUUACCAAAAUAUAUAUCUGGGGUUCUUAAGUUUAAUAUCAAAGACACUGGAUUUCUGUCAGCUCUCCCUUAUUUAGCUAUGUAUCCGCUCUCCUUUAUAUUCGCUGGUUUUUGUGAUAUGUGUAUUAGGAAAGAUUGGCAUAGUAUUACAACUGGCCGGAAAAUAUACACAACUGUUUCGUCCACUCUGCCCGCUAUCUUCAUAAUUCUGGCUUCCUAUUCCGGCUGCGACGGGCCACUAGCCGUAACCAUGUUUGUUCUAGCAAUGUCUUUUAUGGCGGGCUUCUACAGCAGCGUAAAAAUAAAUGCUAUGGAUAUUGCCCCUAACUACGCCGGCACAUGUUCAGCCAUGGUGAAUGGGUUGGCAGCUUUUUCUGGGAUUAUAACUCCGUACUUGUUUGGUUUACUGACACCAGAUCAAACAGUUCAACAAUGGCGGUUAGCGUUUUGGACAGUAUUUGCUGUAUUAGUAAUCACAAAUAUUGCUUAUCUAAUAUGGGGUUCAGGAAAACAACAAUGGUGGGAUGAUGUCGAUAAGUAUGGCUACCCACCAGGAUGGAAACACGGUCCUCUGAAGAAAAGAACGGAAGAUCCUGAGAAGAAAGUGGUAAAACCAAAGCAUGAUCAUUCGCCGAUAUCUGAUGAUUAGAAUUAGAUUAAUAAAUUAUUAAUUCGAGAUAUAA